Zymoseptoria tritici IPO323 is the source of this 1317-nucleotide messenger RNA. RefSeq lists its product as uncharacterized. The coding region runs from base 1 to 1317 and encodes 438 amino acids. The record is from RefSeq and is a predicted model, not a curated record. The transcript is spliced from 2 exons. Lineage: Eukaryota; Fungi; Ascomycota; Dothideomycetes; Mycosphaerellales; Mycosphaerellaceae.
AUGGCCUCGGUCCGUUCUCGAGUCCCGAUGCCUCAAGCGUUUCUACCAUACAGAGCUGUUGCUCGAGUCUCCCUCUUCGAACUCUCCGACCUCACCAUCACUCCUUCACGACACACCAUUGCCUCCGCCGCCAGCUGCCACACUAGUCGCACAACCACCGCCACCAUGCCAGAGCGAUACCGCAUCAGAAUCGAGGAGCGUCACCGAGCUAACUCCCUUCUUCAGCAGCCCGCCCGCCGCAACUUGUCGCCGUCCCUCUCGCCCUCUCCGUCUCUGAACUCGUCCACCAGAGCCAUCAAGUCGCCCCCAUCCUCUCGAACGAGCCGUCUGCCUGUGAGGCACUCAAGCACAAUCUCGCGAGUCCCAAUCCUCCGAUCUGGGAAAGCGAGUCUCGUCAGCAUCCCUCCCGGUCGUCGUGCUGAGCGGAGCGUCACCAGCUCGCCCGACGGGACGUGGGGCCGAAGCUCAGACGACGAGGAGGAAGUCACCACGCCCGCGGAGAUCGGACAUCCUCAAGGCUUCGAUCUCCAUGCGAGGCUCCCUGCUCCCCGCCUCGAGGACAGUAGCACAAGCGACUCCGCUAGCCUGGAGAGCGUCCGACGGAGCCAACGUGAGAGAACGUUGCAGCUGCUCGAAGGUGGACCUGCUUCUCCCAAGCUCCCCGGAAGUGUUCAAAAUGCUCGUAUGGGCAUACCAACCCGUGCGGCAGGAUCACUUCCCCGCCGAGCACAAGAGAUCAAGACUCGCAGCUCUCCGCCCGACAUCAGCGACAGAGCCACCAAGAUCCGCAACAGACGAAGCACCGGCUUGGACAUGACGGAGAGCGCCAUACCAGCCGACAUCCCACGAGCCCGCAUUCCCACCACCACCGCCCGCAAGCCAGCUACGUCCAGAGCAAAGCCAGCUCCCGCUCGCCAUCACACCCGCAACCCCUUCACCAAACUGCAAUCGCUCCUCAAAUCCGCCCUACCCAAACCCCGCAGCCGCAUCCCCACCCCUUCGACCCCACCGCCUCGUCCAGCCACCACCUCCCCACCAACCCGGCAGAAAUCCCGCAUCCCACCACCCCGUCCCGCCCGCUCGCCUCCACGCACACCCUCCCCCAACCUGCCUACACCCCAGUCCACCCGAGCAGUGCCCACCACCACGGCGCCGGCACAGAGAGACACCAACAUGCCCGCCGCCCUCGGCCUCAUCUCAGCCCUCACGCGCGCAGCACACACCCACACCAUCGGACCCCACCGAGCGAGAAUCUUGCGGUUCGCAAAUGUCCGUCUUCCCACCUCAUCACCCAUCUCCUACCUUUCUUCACGCUGA